AUUAGUUUCUUGAAUUUAUAUUAAAAAGUCAAAACAAAAGUAUUUAAAAUUCAGUUUUUCGAUCGGUUUUUUGUUGUACAGGCGGUUUUUGGUUUGGAUUCAGCCAGUUUUAUUUUUUGAUCGGUUUGGUUCGGUCGGUUUUCAACCAAUGCUUCCCUACCAACAAGGCAGCAAUGUACUCACCUGAUCUCAAUUGUCAGUGAGAUGAGAUUGCCCCGAUCCAAAAAGAAGGAAUACGGCAUCAAUGUCGGCGAAGAGAAACCACAGCGACGACGAUGAUGACGACAUCUUUUACUACCGCUACGCCUCAGGAUCUCUACCGCCUUCAACCUCCUCCUCCAAAACCCUAACCACCGCUUCAACCACCUCGCGCGGCGGCAGCGGCCGCCUAGCGCCAUCUAAGUCCACAGUCUAUGUCAGCAACCUAGAUUUCUCCCUCACCAAUUCCGACAUCCACACUAUAUUCUCCACCUUCGGCAAGGUCGCCAAGGUCACCGUUCUCAAGGAUCGGGAUACCAGGAGAAGUCGAGGAGUUGCUUUCGUCCUCUUCGUUUCCCGGGAGGAUGCCAUCAAAGCUGUUAAAGGGAUUGACAAAAAGCUCCUCAACGCCCGGACUUUGUCCGCCUCAAUUGCGUCUGAUAACGGCCGGGCAGCAGAGUUUAUCCGGCGGAAGGUGUACACGGACAAGAGUAGGUGCUACGAAUGCGGCCUGGAGGGGCACUUGUCUUAUGAAUGCCCGAAGAAUCAGCUUGGUCGCAGGGAAAGGCCUGAGCCAUCAAAGAAAGGGCGGAGGAGAGGUGGGGCUGACGGUAAGGAUAACCUUGAUGGGCUGGGUUGGGGACGAGAGGACGAGGAAGGGGAAGACGAGGAAGAGGAUAGAGGAGAUGGUUUUGAGGAGGAGAAUUGGGCUUCCGCUGUCGAUGGAGAUGCAGGGGAGAGAUUACUAAAUGGAGGAGGAGACACUGAGGAAAAGAAGAAAUUGAAAAGAGAGAAGAGAAGAGGAUAUUUUAGCGACGAGAGCGAAGAGGAAGACUGAUUUUUUCGCUCACCAAGGAGUGUAGAUUGUUAUAUCUGAUUAGCUGUUGGAUUAGAGGGGGAAGGUCUCACAGGAAAGGUAGGGAUCAAGGUUUGGAUGAGCAUGAAGGUCAGUGAGGCGUGAUGCUGGUGGAUGGUCGAAGCUGUUCGUUUUAAUUUAAGUAUUUUGUUGAAUUUAUUUACUUAUAUUACAAGAAUGUUGAAUAUUGUUUUGAAAGGCUUUCGCAAUGCGUUAAAUUUAUUUUACUCCGAUUAGAUUAUAAUUUGUUUAUAAUAAACAUGAAUGGUUGUUUUAUUUUAAAUGUUCUUAAAAUAUUAUGCAUGUGAAUGAAUAUCAAUAUAUUAGCAACUCGAUU
Molecule: messenger RNA, 1391 nt
Organism: Cuscuta campestris
Lineage: Eukaryota; Viridiplantae; Streptophyta; Magnoliopsida; Solanales; Convolvulaceae
Source: the annotation of a GenBank genome assembly